Messenger RNA from Mesocestoides corti, 1065 nucleotides. Lineage: Eukaryota; Metazoa; Platyhelminthes; Cestoda; Cyclophyllidea; Mesocestoididae. The record is from the annotation of a GenBank genome assembly.
AUGAGUUGGUCUUCGUUAGUGUUUCCCCAGAAGGCUCGGCUGCUAGCCUACAACCAGGCCAGAACCAUUAUUUCUGGAAAAGGAAGGUCGUUCUCGUCCGUGGUUUCCGAAGUGAGGUCAACUUCUCAUCAAAAAGAAGAUGACUCGGGUUCCAAAGACAAUAAAAAAUCUGGUCAGUGGUCUGGGAAGAAUGCCUGGAAGCUUGGUGCCUUGAGUAUUGCAGGUUCUACAGCAUUUGCUGCUGGUUGUGCAAUAGCUGUAUGGGGUCCUCCGGGAAUUGAUGAAAGCGGUUCUGAGAUUAAAGACGAAUUUUCCAACAUGCCCCUCUGGAAGGGGUAUAUGUGUCGAGCGUGGCAGACAAUAUGGGACUUCAAUCAGAGCAUUCGGGAUCCGAUAAGUGAAAAGCUUCUUCCAGAUCCUGUUGAGCCACCUUAUUAUCAGCCUCCAUACACUCUUGUCUUUGAAAUAAAUGAUGUUUUGGUUCAUCCAGACUGGAAGUUCAGAACUGGUUGGCGUUUUAAAAAACGGCCUGCUCUGGAUCUAUUUCUGCAACAGCUAGCUCCCUUUUAUGAAGUCGUUGCAUUUUCCCAAGAUUCUGCAAUGACUGCAAUGCCGGUGCUUGCGCAAAUUGAUUCUCAAGGCCAGUACAUCCAUUAUCGCCUUUUCCGUGAGUCAACCCGCUAUAGUAAGGGCAAGCAUAUAAAGGACCUCUCUUGCCUAAACCGCGAUCUCUCGCGUGUGAUUCUGGUGGAUUGGAACCCUGACGCGGCCUCAUUACAGCCACGAAACGCCUUCAUAAUCAACCGCUGGACUGGAGAUGAUAGUGACCGCGACCUCAUCGAUCUGGCUGCGUUUCUUAGAAUGGUCGCUAUGAGCGGAGUCGAUGAUGUGCGUCCUGUGCUGGACCAUUAUCGCCAAUUUGACGAUCCCCUUACCGCUUUUAAGGAGAAACACGAACAGCUCAUGGAAGCACAGGCAAGACGAAAAGAGGAGAUGGAGAAGAUGGCCGCCCAGAAGAAGUCCCAGAGCUUCGUGUCCAGCGCCUUUAGCAGUUUUCGACGAUAA